Messenger RNA from Epinephelus lanceolatus (giant grouper), 1851 nucleotides. RefSeq names its product cell division cycle 123 homolog (S. cerevisiae) (gene cdc123). Gene Ontology annotation, cellular component: cytoplasm. The record is from RefSeq and is a predicted model, not a curated record. NCBI's taxonomy places the organism in Eukaryota, Metazoa, Chordata, Actinopteri, Perciformes, Serranidae.
GACACAUUUCUUUUACAGGAUAUUGCAGCAUGAAGAAGGAGCAAGUUGUCAACUGUCAGUUUUCGGUUUGGUAUCCGAUAUUCAAGAAACACACGAUUAAAAGUCAGAUUCUCCCACUGCCUCAGAAUGUAAUAGAAUAUUUAUUGGACGAUGGCACACUGGUAGUCUCUGGGAGUGACCAUAACACACAGCAGACACAUACUAACAACAGCGACUCGGACGCAGAGGAAGACAUUCAGUGGUCAGAUGAUGAGACAACCAGCACUGUCACUGCUCCGGAGUUCCCAGAAUUCAACUCUAAAGUGCUGGAGGCCAUAAACGCCCUGGGUGGACGUGUCUUUCCCAAACUUAACUGGAGCGCCCCACGGGAUGCUAACUGGAUUGCUCUGAACAGUUCCCUGCAGUGUCACAGCCUCAGUGAUAUAUUCCUGCUCUUCAAAAGUUCAGACUUCAUCACCCACGACCUCACGCAGCCAUUUCUUGUAUGCAGUGACCAGGACUCCCCAGAUCCAGUCAUAAACUAUGAGCUGGUCCUGAGGAAGUGGAGCGAGCUGAUUCCUGGUGGAGAGUUUCGCUGCUUCGUCAAGGAAAACAAACUGAUCGCCAUCUCCCAGAGAGACUACACUCAGUAUUACCAGCACGUCUUGAAGCAGGAGGAGGAGAUCUGUCACGCCAUACAGGGAUUCUUCAGCCAGCACAUCCAGUACAACUUCCUGGACGAAGACUUUGUGUUUGAUGUCUACAGAGAUAGCCAGGGGAAGGUGUGGCUCAUCGACGUGAACCCGUUCGGAGAGGUGACAGAUUCGCUGCUGUUCACCUGGGAGGAGCUGACAUCUGGCGGCGAACUCACACAGCAGCAGGAGGGACCGGCGUUUCGCUGCACCACCAGCGAGGUGACGGUGCAGCCCAGUCCCUGUCUGAGCUACAGAAUCCCACGGGACUUUGUCGACCUCUCCACCGGAGAAGACGCCUUCAAACUCAUCGACUUCCUCAAACUGAAGAAAAGUCAACAGGAAGAAUCUGAAGAAGAGGAGGAGGAGGAGAACACUCCACAGUGACACGGUUCCUCUGAAACCUGAAGAACAGCUGCUAGUGUCACCAGCCCCGUCUAUAACGUUUUCUGCAUGAAGUGACUCUUCACCCUCUGUCCUGUUUAAGCUUAUUCUUCAGCGCAGCCUUCAUCCUCUCACGCUCAUCUGUGAACAGUACGCUGUGUACCCUGGGUUUCCUUCAUAGCUCUCUCGUGUUAGUCUAAUAGAACAUGUUAAAUUAGCAGAUCAUGUUGAUGGCUCUUUGAGGAUUUAUUUUCUGUUGGGUUGUUCUUUGCCUCCGACACUGUGGAGCACCGUCUUGCUGAUCGUAAUGGCUCGAUGAGACAGUGGAGGGAGGCCUCUGCAGUGUCGAUUAGCCGUUUAUGUCAGUUCGACGGGCAUGAUUAGUUAUUUUUAUGGGGGGAAAGCUUGUGUUACUGAAAGGGGAUGUAUUCACUAAUACUGUAAAGGAUGCCUGCUUUUAUACUUUGAAAUAAGUGUGUAAUAUAGUUAUGUAUCUUCAUCGCAGCCCAGACAGUGUCUCUGGACACACACACAUUUAAUUGUACAUGUUUGUGUGUUGCGAGGCUGUGACAGACCUCUCUAUUUAACACUAAAGCUGUUCAUCACCGAGUCACCUUUAAUUUUUCUCCCCAGCAAUCCCUGCUCCUCCAUCUCUCCCUGCCAAUUUCCCCUGAACAGUUUUGACACACUCAUUGCUCCGAGCCGCUCCGGGCGCUCUUUUCGAGUCCUGUUUCUCCCAUCAUGCAUCGCUGUAGACUGUUGCUCCACAAAACACCAUUAAACUUCUUGUCGUGUA